Molecule: messenger RNA, 1104 nt
Organism: Pochonia chlamydosporia 170
Lineage: Eukaryota; Fungi; Ascomycota; Sordariomycetes; Hypocreales; Clavicipitaceae
Product: adenylate kinase (ATP-AMP transphosphorylase)
Exons: 4
Coding region: 1-1104 (367 amino acids)
Biological process (GO): ADP biosynthetic process
Cellular component (GO): mitochondrion; cytoplasm
Molecular function (GO): AMP kinase activity; ATP binding
Source: RefSeq, a predicted model, not a curated record
AUGGCAGGACGGACGGAGAUUCUGGGCAAAGUGACAGCCGGCAAAAUCACAAGAAAUCUAACUCCGUAUCCCCAGCCUUGGUUCUGCCGACAACGCUUCUUCACCCAGAACAGCGGAUUCCAAACCUCCGUCGCAAUUCUUUUCUUGCCGCCCAUUCGUCCUCCCGCCUCUGAACACCCCAAUUGCUGUAUUUUGUCACGGUGCGAGCUUGCUCUCGAAGUACAAGCAUUUAGGUUACCAAUUGACAUCGACACCGUCUCUUUUGAAUCAAGAUCUUCAUACCCUUUUGUGACCAUGGGCUUCGUCGAGGAUGAGCUCAAACAGCUCAAGGAGGUCAUUGGCAACCUCGACUCGCGCAUCAAGCAGCUUGAGAAGCGCACCACGGGCUCAUCGCCUUCCACCGAAGAAAUCCGAAUGAUUAUCAUGGGACCGCCUGGAGCUGGCAAAGGAACGCAGGCGCCAAAAAUCAAGGAACGAUUCUCCUGCUGCCACCUGGCCACAGGCGACAUGCUGCGUUCUCAGGUUGCGAAGAAAACACCGCUCGGCCGAGAGGCGAAGAAAAUCAUGGACCAGGGCGGUCUUGUUAGUGACGAUAUUGUCAUUGGUAUGAUUAAAGAGGAACUUGAAAAUAACAAAGAAUGCCAAGGAGGGUUCAUCCUUGAUGGAUUUCCUCGGACAGUCCCCCAAGCCGAAGGCCUGGAUGCCAUGCUUCAAAAGCGAAACCAGAAACUGCAGCAUGCUGUCGAACUUCAAAUCGACGACUCGUUGCUUGUCGCACGUAUCACUGGGCGAUUGAUCCAUCCUGCGUCUGGCCGAUCUUAUCACAGCACCUUCAAUCCUCCAAAAGAGGCUAUGAAGGAUGAUGUGACAGGCGAGCCGCUGGUUCAGCGAAGCGACGACAAUGCAGAUGCGUUGAAGAAGCGUCUAGUAACAUAUCACAAGCAAACUACGCCUGUUGUUGAGUACUAUCAAAAAACUGGCAUCUGGAAAGGUGUCGAUGCCAGCCAGCAACCCGGACAAGUGUGGAAGCACAUGCUGGAUAUAUUGGAGGGAAACAAGAUCAACGGGUCCGGUAUACUCGGCCGAAUUGCCAGUAGGAACUAG